Messenger RNA from Ustilago hordei, 2001 nucleotides. RefSeq lists its product as uncharacterized. The transcript has a single exon. Gene Ontology annotation, cellular component: Golgi apparatus; endoplasmic reticulum. Lineage: Eukaryota; Fungi; Basidiomycota; Ustilaginomycetes; Ustilaginales; Ustilaginaceae. Gene Ontology annotation, molecular function: protein-cysteine S-palmitoyltransferase activity. The record is from RefSeq and is a predicted model, not a curated record. Gene Ontology annotation, biological process: peptidyl-L-cysteine S-palmitoylation; protein targeting to membrane. The coding region runs from base 1 to 2001 and encodes 666 amino acids.
AUGACCACCACCCCAACACAGUCCGACGUCGAUGACCGCACAGCAUCAGCACUCUCCACCUCGUCCCACACUCACGUCGACAACAGCAACGAUGCUGGACACCCUUCGUCACCACGCACAAAGAUAACUGCUUGGUCUGGCAAGCACUCCGAUCCUUCUGUAGCAACACCGCAACCAGCACCACCACUCGCACCAACAAUACCAGACACCUCCGCCUCGACCGGUCGACCGGCAACACGCGCUGACCGCCCCCCGCCGCCAAAAUGCAUGCAGAGUUGCAUCGCCAGCAUAGAAAACUGCACUGCAAAUGUGGUCCGAUUCAACGAGCGUAUGGAGCAGAAUCGGGUCCAGGUUGAAGCACAAAGGCGAGAAUCAGGAGAUCCAUGGGUCGCGAGGAAAGCGAUAAUUCCGAUGGUGUUUGUGAUUCUGUCAUGGGUGUUUUUGGUGUAUGUAUGGAGGUUGUGUAGUCGGCUAAUACAACAGAAUCCUCAGGGCAGGCUGUUGGGGAGGAGGGAGGAGGGGGUAGGGUUGUUGGUUGGGUUCGUGGUGCUUUGGUUGAUGACCAUUUGGAGUUAUGUGACGGUGAUAUCCAAGGGACCAGGGUUGGUGAAGGAUUGUGUUGCUGAAACCGAUCCUCCGCUCGCUCCGGAGAUGCAGUAUGGACAAUGGGACGGCGCGCAUCCACAGCAGUAUCAACAGGGAGCAACAGCACCAAUGCCAAUCCCAGCUAUGCAAGCUUCCGGAUCCGGAUCUGUAUCAGCAGCAUCACCUUCCGCUUCGCUGCCAUACCCAUCUUUCAGCGCAGAUCUGGAAAGAUUUGGAGGCAACAGAGCAUCGUCAGAUAGCAUGCGUGUACUUCCAGGGUCUGUAGAGCCAAAACAUAAUUCUAUCUCUGCUGCUGACCGCGAUUUCUCACGCAACACGAUCGAUGAGGAAGACGUUGCACCAGCAACAGUGGCCGACACUUCGGCUGCUGAAAUCCAAGCUCACCUCUCUCCUCUUCUCGAUGACGCAGAAGCAGUCGCAGCAGAAGAAGAUCCUCAACUACCUGGCCUAAUCGGUCCCCUUCCAGCAGCAGCAGUCUCUACCAGACAAGCAGCCCAGCAAACCUCCACCCAUCCCACCGCACCCGCACCCGUUGGCCCCAAUGGCUGGGUUCCACCAAAACGUCGACCAGCCAACGAUCCACCUCCUCUUUCCGCCUCCGCUCUGUACUGUCAUCGUUGUCGACGCGUCAAACCUCCUCGUGCACACCACUGUCGACGAUGCGGAACGUGCGUUCUUAAGAUGGACCAUCACUGUCCCUGGGUAGGAGGCUGUGUUGGGGCGCAUAACCAACGCUUCUUUUUUAUCUUUGUGUUUUGGGUUACUUUGCUCGAGCUCUAUACCCUCAUUAGUACUGCAGUUUUCUUCAGCCGUGGGAUUCAGUCGCUUAACACGGCAGGGGAGUGGAAAGUGGAUGGGUUUCUCAUCUCGCUUUUCCCCAUAUGCGCGAUCUUUUUGAUCUUUACAGGGGCACUACUGGGUACGCAUGUUUUUUUGAUGGUGCAUAACAUGACAACUGUUGAACACGUCGGGAUCAGUAGGGUUCAGGGAAGGGAGAGAGUGUUGGUCGAUAGAUGGUUUGGGAUGCAGAAAGGCAAGCAGGGGGCUUUGGGAGGGUUGAAACAGAAGAGAAAGAUGAUUAGGGAUUGGGAUGAGGAGUGGGGUAAGCUAACGAAGGGGGGGAAUCGGUGGUGGUUGGCCAACUCGGACGAAGUACAUUAUGGUGCGGAAGGUGAGAGGGAUAAGGAGGCAGGGAAAGAUAAGCAAGUGGUUGGAGGGAAGAGGAAGGGCGCGGCAAGGACGAAUGUUGAGCAAACUUUGGGAGAGAAGGUUUGGAUGUGGGUGCUACCGAUCGGAAAGCAUCCGAAUGAAGGGUUGCAGUUUCCGAUGAAUCCUCGAUUCGGGGAGGAGGGAGUGCAGAGGAGGAGGGAUGAAUGGCCUGCUGAGUUGCGAUGA